AUGCAGUUUGCGUUACUGGUGUUCCUUUGCAGUUGCCUCAUGUGGCAAGUGAUGGAGUCUCAAAUGGUUUACAAGCUGAAAAAGAUCGAGUGCAACCCAAAUCCGUCGCGGGUACAAAACGUUACCUGUCGCUUGAAGCCAAUCAAUUGGAAUGUGGCGGAGGCCAAUAUGGACUGCGAUUUGGUUGAACCUAUAGUGCGCCCAAUGAUUCGCCUUCAGGUGCUCAAGAAGGACUACAGCAAUCAGUUCCAGCCAUUUCUAAUCGACGUUAAGUUCGGAAUCUGCGAUGUGGUGGAGAAGAGGAACUUCUUUCCCUACGGUCUGAUGCUUUGGAAGUUGCUGAAACGCUAUUCCAACGUUAACCACUCUUGUCCAUUCUCGGGUCACCUAAGCACGCGAAAUGGAAAUAUGGAAUCUGAAUUACUUCCACCUUUCCCAGAGGGUCUAUUUCAAUUCCGUAUUACAUUCUCGGAUAGCAAUUCAACCAACAGCGAUUACCUGGGCACUGUGAAAAUUUACAUUCAAGUCAUGGAGGCCAUAAAGAACAAAAAAAAAACAGCC
Messenger RNA from Drosophila yakuba, 561 nucleotides. RefSeq lists its product as uncharacterized. The record is from RefSeq and is a predicted model, not a curated record. The transcript is spliced from 4 exons. Lineage: Eukaryota; Metazoa; Arthropoda; Insecta; Diptera; Drosophilidae. The annotation marks the transcript as partial.